GAGAGUGAGGAGGCUGCGUAUCGAUCCCGCUCACAGCCAUUGCAGUGCAUUGGACUACAUACGAGAUCCAGGCAGCUUUGGUGGCCGGUGUCGAGUGCGUUUUGUGGCGUGUGAACGAAAGAUUCUGAGUAUACGGGAGUGUGACACGACAUAUCAUCAGUAUGGGCAAAGGGGAUCCUAAAAAGCCGAGAGGUAAAAUGUCCUCAUAUGCCUUCUUUGUGCAAACUUGCCGGGAAGAGCACAAGAAGAAACAUCCAGAUGCUUCUGUGAAUUUUUCAGAGUUCUCAAAGAAGUGUUCAGAAAGGUGGAAGACUAUGUCUGCUAAAGAGAAGGGAAAGUUUGAAGAGAUGGCAAAAGGUGACAAGGUUCGUUAUGAAAGAGAAAUGAAAAAUUAUAUACCACCUAAAGGAGAGUCAAAAAAGAAGUUCAAGGACCCAAAUGCACCAAAGAGGCCUCCUUCAGCAUUUUUCUUGUUCUGCUCUGAGUUCCGUCCAAAAAUCAAAGGAGAACAUCCUGGUCUUUCUAUUGGGGAUGUUGCAAAGAAACUUGGGGAGAUGUGGAAUAAUACUGCUGGAGAUGAUAAGCAACCCUUUGAAAAGAAGGCUGCUAAGCUGAAGGAGAAGUAUGAAAAGGAUAUUGCUGCCUACCGGGCUAAAGGAAAGCCUGAUGUAGCAAAAAAGAUAGCUCCUAAGCCUGAGAAGAGCAAGAAAAAGAAGGAAGAGGAUGAUGAUGAUGAUGAAGAUGAUGAUGAGGAGGAAGAGGAUGAAGAAGAGGAGGAGGAGGAAGAAGAAGAAGAGGAUGAUGAAUAAACCUCCUACAGCAGAUUUUCUUGUCUAUACAAGCAUAUAACCCCCCUGUACACAACUCACUCCUUUUAAAGAAAAAAAUGAAACAUAAGGCUGUGUAAGAUUUGUUUUUAAAUUGUACAGUGUCUCUCUUUUCUUUCCUUUUUCCUUUUUUUCUUUUUUCUUUUGUAUAGUCAACACACUACCAAAUGUGUCUCUAGGUAGCCCUGUCCUUUUAGUGGUAUCUCAAUGGCCACUAACCUUGCCUAGUACAGUAUGGGGGUUGUAAAUUGGCAUGGAAGUUUAAAGCAGGUUUCUUGUUGGUGCACAGCACAAAUUAGUUAUACCAUGGGGAUGUAGUUCUUCAUCUUCAGUUGUCUCUGCAUCAUAAAAAUAAUAGCUGUUCUGUUCUCUAAAUACCACUCUGUAAUUGCAAAAAAAAAAAAGUUGUAGCUGUUGACGUUUUGAUUGCUUUCAAGUAAAUGCAGUUUUUUAUUAGUAUUGUUGUCCUUUUAA
Molecule: messenger RNA, 1301 nt
Organism: Gekko japonicus
Lineage: Eukaryota; Metazoa; Chordata; Lepidosauria; Squamata; Gekkonidae
Gene: HMGB1
Product: high mobility group box 1
Exons: 5
Coding region: 162-809 (215 amino acids)
Biological process (GO): regulation of transcription by RNA polymerase II
Cellular component (GO): nucleus
Molecular function (GO): DNA binding, bending
Source: RefSeq, a predicted model, not a curated record